Molecule: messenger RNA, 2037 nt
Organism: Capronia epimyces CBS 606.96
Lineage: Eukaryota; Fungi; Ascomycota; Eurotiomycetes; Chaetothyriales; Herpotrichiellaceae
Exons: 1
Coding region: 1-2037 (678 amino acids)
Biological process (GO): single strand break repair; double-strand break repair
Cellular component (GO): nucleus
Molecular function (GO): single-stranded DNA binding; double-stranded DNA binding; 3'-tyrosyl-DNA phosphodiesterase activity
Source: RefSeq, a predicted model, not a curated record
AUGACUUCGCCACCCUCGAAGCGUCUCAAGCUCGACGCCGACGCCGACCACAACCACGACCACGAUGGCGCGUCGCCCAUUGCCUUGAAUGAGCGAGCUGUCACUACUGACACUGACCGGGCCUCGAUUCGCACCAAACGCGCUGCCUUUCUGGAUUCGAUUUCACGGUCCAUCUCGCCGCCUGCCGUGUCUCGGUCUGGCACAACCACUCCUCAAGCGGACCACCGAAACAAGGGCUCCUCCUCCUCCCGGCGCUGGCAGGAGACUCGAAGUCUUGGUGAUGUGCCGGAUCGCCGGACACCGCAUGGUCGUGGGCACGAUCAAGACCAACGACCUACUAGGGGCAAAGUGUCUGCGACCGUCGAGACCACAUCCCCCACAAGCAACGUUUCCACUGCCUUGAGCUGGAGGCCGCUUCCGUCGCCGUUCAAACUCACUUCGAUCCGCGAUCUUCCUGCAUCUCAGAACAUCGACACCGUCUCCCUCCACGACAUCCUAGGAAACCCGCUGAUCAAGGAGGCGUGGAUCUUCAACUACUGCUUCGACGUGGACUGGCUGAUGGGCUACUUUGACGCCGACAUCCGGGCGCAGGUCAAGGUCAAAGUGGUUCAUGGAUCGUGGAGGGCCGAAGACGCGAACAGAAUUGGGAUCGAAGAUGCAUGCCGGCGCUGGCCAAACGUCGAACCCAUGACCGCGUACCUGCCCGACCCGUUCGGAACGCACCAUAGCAAGAUGUUCAUCCUAUUCACCCACGACGACUUGGCCCAGGUCGUCAUCCAUACUGCCAACAUGCUGCAGAAGGACUGGACCAACAUGACCCAGGCUGUCUGGCAGUCUCCCAUGCUCCCCAAGAUGGAAGUUUUGGGAAAUCCGAGCACGACGGUCGGACGCAUUGGGACUGGAUCGCGCUUCAAGCUCGACCUCAUGGCUUAUCUAUCUGCGUACGGCUCCAAGACCAAACAUCUGAGAGACGAGCUUGUACAGUACGAUUUCAGCCGUGUCCGAGGCGCCCUUAUUGCGUCGGUACCGUCACGGAUGAAGAAUCUGUCUAUUCAAAUGGAUGCCCAAGCCCUCUGGGACCAGAAACUCUGGGGUUAUCCAAGUCUUUUCCGAGCCCUGGAAACCGUCUGUCCCGGCCAAUGUCAAUCGAAGACUAAGACUGCGACAGCCGACCAGAGCAACUUCGACAAAUCUCACCCUCACCCUCAUGUAGUCUGUCAAGUUUCGUCCAUCGCCACCCUCCCCAUGCCCUGGCUGAACCAGUUCUUCCCUGCCAUCUGUGGUCAGAAGAGUAGACCGACCGCGCCGGCGCAGAUCUAUACCAACCUUUCAAUCGUCUACCCUACCCCUAGCAACGUCGCCGCGUCACUUGACGGGUACGCGUCAGGUGGCUCGAUCCACACCAAGGCGCAGAGCGCGGCACACUUGAAGCAGAUCACUUCACUGCGCAGCGCACUGUGUCAAUGGACCCGCGGACCGCGGGAGGAGAGCAGAGCAAGAAGAGACCUGGCGGCGCCGCAUAUCAAGACGUAUGUCCGCUUCCGCAGCAAACCGACCAUAGACGAUCCGGUGCCCGAUAUCGAUUGGGCCUUGAUGACGAGCGCAAACCUGUCGACGCAAGCUUGGGGGGCAUUGCGCGAAACAGAAAAGGGGAAGGGGAAGGGGAAGGGGAAGGAAAAGGCCAAAGAGGUGGUUGUACAGAGUUUUGAGAUCGGUGUCCUGGUCUGGCCUGAGCUGUUUGGCGAUGAUGUUGCCAGCCCCAACACCACCAAGUUGGACGAUGAUGACUACUGCACCACGAGUAUUCGUACUGUGCGGAUGGUACCCGUGUUCGGUCAAGACACACCGUCACCGUCACUGUCACCUUCGCCCGCCGCGCAUGAUCCUUCUGUCGAUACCAGUACCGUCGUCGGCCUUCGCUUGCCUUAUGACCUGCCAUUGACGCCGUACGCCGAGGUCAACAUGCCCUGGUCGCCGCAGGGCACUUACGAUGCGCCCGAUCGACACGGAAGACGGUGGCCGAGAGAUUUCUUCUGA